AUUUUAAAUAAAACUUGUAAGAUUUAUUUUUCUUUUUUUAGGUUUUUAUCAUUUAAUUUGUUUUUGAUUAGUCUUUUCUUGAUUAUUUCUGAGAAAAGACUUAUUAUUGAGUUUUAUUUAUUAAAUUUGAGAAAUUUUACAGUAAAUUUUUUAAUCUUUAUUGACUGAAUAUCUACUUUAUUCAUAAGAUUUGUCUUAUUUAUUUCAUCAAUAGUAAUUUUUUACAGAAGUGAAUAUAUAAAAGAUGAAAUGUAUAUUAGUCGUUUUAUUUAUUUAAUUAUUUUAUUUGUGAUUUCUAUAAUAAUAAUAAUUUUAUCUCCCAAUUUAGUUUCUAUUUUAUUAGGUUGAGACGGAUUAGGGCUAAUUUCUUAUAUUUUAGUUAUUUAUUAUCAAAAUUUUAAAUCAUUCAAUGCAGGUUUAUUAACUGCUUUAACUAAUCGAAUUGGGGAUGUAGCCUUAUUGAUAUCUAUUUCUUUAUUUUUAGAAUAUGGAAGUUGAAACUUUAGUAGAUUCUUAGAGUUUUAUAAUUUAAAAGAGAAUAUGGGUUUAACACUAAUUUUUAUUAUAAUCGCAGCUUUUACAAAGAGGGCACAAAUCCCAUUUUCUUCUUGGCUUCCAGCUGCAAUAGCAGCUCCAACACCUGUUUCUUCUUUAGUUCACUCUUCUACUUUGGUUACUGCUGGAGUUUACUUAUUAAUUCGGUUUUCUACAGGUUUUUCAGAAAAUACAAUAAAAGUUAUUUUAAUUUUCUCAUUGUUAACUAUAUUUAUAUCUGGAUUAGGGGCUAAUUUUGAAUUUGAUUUAAAGAAAAUUAUUGCUCUUUCUACUUUAAGUCAAUUAGGAAUAAUGAUUAGAACUUUGGCAUUAGGUAGAUAUGAUUUAGCUUUUUUUCAUUUGUUAAUUCAUGCUUUAUUUAAAGCAUUAUUAUUUAUAUGUGCUGGGAGAAUUAUUCAUAAUUUUAAUAAUUGUCAAGAUAUUCGAUUUAUAGGGGGAGUUUCCAAGUUAAUACCUCUUACCAGAGUUUAUUUUAAUAUUUGUAAUUUAUCUUUAUGUGGUCUUCCCUUUUUAUCAGGAUUUUAUUCGAAAGAUUUAAUUAUUGAAAGCUUUUCUAUAUUAAAUAUGAAUAUAUAUGUAUAUAUUAUUUUCUACUUAUCUAUAGGUUUAACAGUAUGCUAUAGAUUUCGGUUAUUAAUAUAUACUUUUUUCAUGGAUUUUAAUUUUAUUAGAUUGAAUUCAAUUGGCGAUAAAAGAGAAGUAAUAUUAAAAAGAAUAGGAAUUUUAAUUUCUCUAGUUAUUUUUAGAGGGACAAUUUUAAGAUGAUUAAUUUUUCCAAUUCCUAUAUUUAUUUAUUUACCCUUUAAGAUGAAAAUCUUAAUUUUAUGGUUAAUUUUUUUUGGGAUUUGAAUUGGAUGUGAGACUUCAAAAUUUGGGUUAAGGUAUGAACUUUUAUCAUUAAAAAAUUACAAUUUAAGGAGAUUUAAUUCUAAUAUAUGGAAUUUACCUCUUAUUUCUUUAUCAAUAAAUCUUUAUCCUUUAUCUGUAGGAAAGAAAUUAUAUACUUCUUUUGAUCAAGGAUGGCUUGAGUAUUAUGGUAGUCAGAAAUUAUUAGAGAGCUUUACCUAUAGUAGAAAGUUUUUUCAAUUACUUUCUAAAAAUCAUUUAAAAAUUUAUUGUUUAAUCUCAGUUGUUUGAUUUUUUUUUUUUUUUUUUGUUGAUACUUAA
Sitophilus oryzae (rice weevil) is the source of this 1722-nucleotide messenger RNA. The record is from the annotation of a RefSeq genome assembly. Lineage: Eukaryota; Metazoa; Arthropoda; Insecta; Coleoptera; Curculionidae.